Molecule: messenger RNA, 1826 nt
Organism: Bombina bombina (fire-bellied toad)
Lineage: Eukaryota; Metazoa; Chordata; Amphibia; Anura; Bombinatoridae
Gene: JMJD7
Product: jumonji domain containing 7
Exons: 8
Coding region: 47-994 (315 amino acids)
Molecular function (GO): 2-oxoglutarate-dependent dioxygenase activity
Source: RefSeq, a predicted model, not a curated record
GUCACAUGUCCCUUAGCGUGAUGGGAAGUAGCUGCUGCCUGCUGGAAUGGCAGAUACACCUCAGGCCGUGUGGGAAUGUUUACGGGAAUUCUCUGGGGAAGUGAGGGAGCUCCAGGGCGCACAUUCUGUUACUUACCUAAACAAGCCUCCAUCUCCCUUGACGUUUUAUCGGGAUUGGAUCUCUUCAAACAGACCCUGCAUUAUACGCAAUGCCAUCACCCACUGGCCAGCCCUGCAAAAAUGGACGUUCGAUUAUCUUCGGUCAUGUGUAGGGUACAAGAAUGUGAGUGUUGCGGUGACUCCAAAUGGCUAUGCAGAUGCUGUGUACAAUGGCAAGUUUGUGAUGCCUGAAGAGAGAAACAUGCUUUUCGCAGAUGUCCUGGACAUUGUGGAGAAGAAAAAGAAACCCCCAGGUGUAUACUACAUCCAGAAGCAAUGCUCUAAUCUCACAGAGGAGUUCCAAGAGCUUAUUGGGGAUGUGGAGAGUCACAUACAUUGGAUGAGUGAAGCCUUAGGAAAAAGGCCAGAUGCUGUUAAUUUCUGGCUGGGCGAGUCAGCAGCAGUGACUUCAUUACAUAAAGAUCAUUAUGAGAAUCUGUACUGUGUGGUUUCGGGAGAGAAACAUUUUAUUUUGCACCCACCAAGUGAUCGGCCUUUUAUUCCAUAUGAAAUGUAUCAGCCUGCCACAUACCAGGUUCAUGAAGAUGGGUCAUUUAAAGUGAUGGAUGAAGAAUCAGCAGAAAAGGUCCCCUGGAUACCACUUGACCCACUGGAGCCAGACUUGAGUAUGUACCCAGAGUAUGCGCAGACAAAACCUUUGCAUUGCACAGUGAGAGCAGGGGAAAUGCUUUAUCUUCCAUCUCUUUGGUUCCACCACGUCCGUCAGUCUCAUGGAUGUAUUGCAGUGAACUACUGGUAUGAUAUGGAAUAUGACAUGAGAUACCACUACUUUCAACUUCUUGAUUCUCUCACCAAAGCCAUAGAACAUGUAUGAGUUGAUAAACAACAGAAACAUCUGGAAUCUGCUGCUCUACAGAGGCCUCCUUUGCUGCUAAAUCUUGUGAUAUGAAAAGACUUGACUUUGCUACUGAUUAGGUAGCAACAAUUAUGGCUUACAAUUGUGUAUACUGAAAAUGUUGUAUAAUAAAAGGUGCAAGUAAAAUGCAAGCAAACUAUGUAUAGAGUGGAGAAACCUUGUGCAUGGAGUUGUUUAGUGCUCUGUCAAGUUAUGCUCUGAUCUCCAAGCUACUGUAUCAACAAAGACUGAGCUAACUAAGGCUUGAAUAAGAAAGAUAAUAUGUGUAGCUUGUACCAUGCAUUUUAAAUUAAAUGGAAGUCAUUCAAGUUUGCAUAUUUAUUGAUAUGUUAUCUACAGCACACAUUUAAAGGUAAUGUUUUGUUUAAAGUAUCUCUCCCACACUUCUCAGAAAUCACUUGUAUCCUCAUGCCUUUCCUUACUCCUCAGCAGCAUUUCCACGUUCAUAACCUCAGCAAAAGUAAAAUCCUGCUUGGGAGACACCUAGACUUGCUGGUCCCAAAUAGGACACAGCUGGUGAGCCAGUUAGCAGCAGUUACAAGACCAUGCCAAGCACUGGUUUUAAAUAGUUGGGGUCAGUAGUGCAAAACUGGCAUGUUCUAACAAAUCAGAGUAUGUCAUUUUUGCACUACAAUAUCCCUUAAUUUAUACUAUAUUUUGCACAACUACUUCACUAUGUGUUGAUGGCUGCUAUGACAAAUACAAUUAAUUUGUUAUUGUUAUGCUUAGCUAACAAACUGUUUGUGACAUUUUACUUUAAAGGUACAUUAAACUCAAUAUACAAAAUGCA